Molecule: messenger RNA, 1003 nt
Organism: Durusdinium trenchii
Lineage: Eukaryota; Dinophyceae; Suessiales; Symbiodiniaceae
Source: the annotation of a GenBank genome assembly
GGAACUAUGAUGCCACAGACUGCUUAGAAGGCUCCGACUUGGCGAAGAUCAGUGCCAUGCCCUUGGGUCUGGACUACCACAGCAGGUCUGAGAAGGAGCGCCAGUUGAAAGUGGCAAGACAGGCUGCGGGGCCUUUUCAUGCAAGAUACAUGGAGCUCCUUUUUCCAGUCGAUUGUCACAGCAGCUAUUGGUGGCUUCCACCUCGUGGGAAUUAUUGGUGGCAGCCGCGAGGGCCAUCGCCCCGCUUCGGGCAGACUUGUGGCCACCGGCGGUGUGCCUGCCAGAUGUUGGGAAGCUCUUGGAGACCAGUGCCGUGGACGCGUUUUCUGCAGCUCUUGGGGCUUGUGUCCUUCGUUGCAGCACCUUGGGGACAUGGUCUCGAUACCCACCGCGUUUGGGAGGCAUUAAUGAUGGGUAGCGUGCCUGUCGUGCUGUCUUCACCACUGGAUGUGCUAUACGAACAGUUUCCCGUCAUUAUCCUCCAAAGUUGGCAGGAGGCGCAACCCAAUUCCACGUGGCACUGGCGACGGAAGAUUCUCCGCAAAUGGGGGAGGCAGCCCUUUUCAAGGGUGCAAGCGAAACUACGAACUCGCUUCUGGACAGACUUGAUCCGUGAACGGCAUCAGGCAGCACUGAGGUCAUAAUACUGACGAUUUUGGUGUUCAUCCCAUCCGGAAGCACACAUCGGCCAUCGGAUGUUUUCAGCGUGCUUGAGACCAGACCUCCAGCAGGACCGGUUUGGACAGACGUGUUCUCACGUACCCCUAACGCUUCGUCGCAAAGUAUAGUGUGUCAAACAUUUCACCUUGGAAACAUGUAUGUGUCCAAACUCAUUAAGAAGCUCAUUGGGGUUGUUGUGAUUUUGUUGAUCAGUCAUGAUCAGUCCAAAAGACGUUGACAAUUUGGUUGCGAACUUCAACUUGUUGAUGUAUAUAGCCUUAUUGAGGGUUUCCUUGGAGAGAAGGUUUCCCUGGUCCUUGAUGUUCUCUUAAGGCAAGCCAGG